CUUUUAAACAUGAACUUGCCCGUCCUUUAUGACAAGACAAAUUGCUUAUUUGAUUACAUAAAUAUUUGAUACAAAUAUCAACAUUGUUCUCCUGCUUUAAAUAGAAAAGACAUCAAUGCUCUAAUCCACAGUACUCAGCACAUAAAAGUUCCAGGUACUCAGAAACAUACAAGCAAGGAUCUGGAAUCACAUGAUAAUGUCCUUCCUUUGCGAUUACCAAGAGCAUGGUUAUUAUAAGAGCACCGUCGUUACUAUUACAUCGUUCUCGUGGAUGCACAUCUGCUACACAGGGAGCGCUGCCACUAUCCGAUGCAUUAGUGGGGAUGCCUGUACAAUAAUUUGGAUAAAAGAGCUUUUCGUGCAAUUUAAAUCGAUGGAACAAAGGUUAGAGCACUUUCGUCCGUGCUGUAUAUAUACUCCAGAAUUACAUUUAAAAUUAUGCUCUCUAUUGUGCAUAAUUUUAGAAUAAUAAAUUAUGCAUAAGUUUUUAGCACUCUUUUAGUCAUAGAAGAAAUCAAUUUUAAAGGUAUAACCACGUGUUAUCUUAUUAAAUGUCAAAAGGGUUCAAGUAAAGCUCUCUAUUGUCCAUUGGUUUAGUAGAAAAACGUGUGCCAUCAUUUACUGAACCAAUCGACAAAAGAGAUCACAUGGACGAGUCCAAAGCUUCACCCAAUAACGAUGGACGUGGAUAUGAUGUGUACUGUUUACAGGGACAAUGCUUCCGAAUACAGCGUCCUAUUUUUUGAUUUAGUGUGCCCAAAUGUUUUACAAGAAACGAUGCAGAAACAAGACAUUGAUGGAUCAGAAUUCUGGCUUGGGAUCCUUUCUCCGCGGAGAAGGCAUCGCAAUUGCGCACAGUGUAAUCGUAGUCGAUCAGCUGGGGAAAGGGUCAUCAUUUCCAUCGUCAAA
This is a messenger RNA of Zea mays, 909 nucleotides long. RefSeq lists its product as uncharacterized. NCBI's taxonomy places the organism in Eukaryota, Viridiplantae, Streptophyta, Magnoliopsida, Poales, Poaceae. The record is from RefSeq and is marked validated. The transcript has a single exon. Bases 191 to 469 code for a protein of 92 amino acids.